Messenger RNA from Strongylus vulgaris, 204 nucleotides. Lineage: Eukaryota; Metazoa; Nematoda; Chromadorea; Rhabditida; Strongylidae. The record is from the annotation of a GenBank genome assembly.
AUGGAAGUAGUCGAUCAGUCAGACGGAUGUGGAGCAAAGUUCUUAAUAACUGUGGUAUCAGACGCUUUUAAUGGGAAACGAGUGCUGGAAUGCCAUAGACUUGUACAAGAUGCCAUUGCUGACAUUAUGCCAGAAAUCCAUGCAGUCACUAUAAACGCAUAUACUCAAAGUAAAUGGGAGAGUGCUCAAAAAGCAGCAACAUGA